Saccharomycodes ludwigii is the source of this 1449-nucleotide messenger RNA. RefSeq names its product Thp1p (gene THP1). The coding region runs from base 1 to 1449 and encodes 482 amino acids. Gene Ontology annotation, biological process: poly(A)+ mRNA export from nucleus; transcription elongation by RNA polymerase II; post-transcriptional tethering of RNA polymerase II gene DNA at nuclear periphery. Lineage: Eukaryota; Fungi; Ascomycota; Saccharomycetes; Saccharomycodales; Saccharomycodaceae. Gene Ontology annotation, molecular function: RNA binding; double-stranded DNA binding. The record is from RefSeq and is a predicted model, not a curated record. Gene Ontology annotation, cellular component: transcription export complex 2. The transcript has a single exon.
AUGGACCUAUUUUUUAAUCAGAUUAAUAAAGGAUCAACAAAUUUGAGCAAGAUAUUAAGCAUAGAUUUACAAACUAAUGGAAAACUGAUUGCAAUUUUACAAAACUCAUUAAAUACGCCGGCAUUUAAUUCUACUAAAUUAUGUGAUAUCAUUGAAGAAAGGUUAAAUAAUCAACUAUUAUCAACUUCAACACGAUUUAAACUUUUGAUAGAAAGUUUUUUGAAUUAUUGUUCCAAAGUAGAUCCAUGGUCUAUUUGGAAUAAUAUUGAUUUGAUAUUUCAAUACUAUCAAGAUUUGACUAAUUUGGUCUCAUCUUUUGUCACCAUAAGUGAUUUACCCAAUGUUAUAUCUCUUAAUAUUCAGUUAUGUGAAUUAUUUAGAUCUAUGACUUUGUUCAUUAUACCAAUUUCCUUAAAGGUUGAUGCUGUGUAUUCAACUAGUGUUAGUACUACGAAUAAAAACGACUAUAUUUUCACCACACAGCUAACUUUAUUUUUGGCUAAAUUUUUUCAAUCUAUAAAACCAUUAAACAAUCGAUUGAAUGAAAAGGAACGAAAUCCGAAAAAUGAACUUUUAUUAUGGGUGGUUAAUCGAUUAAACAAUUUAUAUAUCAAGAUUGGUUCGUCGUCAUCUUGUAACAAUAUUUUUCAAAACAUAAGCCAUAAAAUAGGUAAUGAUGUUGCCGGCAUUAAAUCUAUCCAUAAGUUUGAUGUUUUAGAAUACAGGUUUAUUUUGGGACGCUUUUACCUAAUGCAAAACAAACUUACUAAGGCAUUUUAUCAUUUAAAUCAAACUUAUACAGAAUUAUCUUGUUUGUAUGAGUUUUAUCAUUUUCAACAAUUCUAUAUUAAUAUUGAAAAAGUGUUAAAAUAUUUACUACCCUUGGGUUUAGUUUUGGGUAAAAUACCAAAACUUCAAACACCAAUAAUCAAUAAUAAUCCACACCUGGCAGAGUAUCAGAAUUUGGCUAAAAUAACAAUGAGUGGUGAUUUAUCACUUUUCAAUGAAUGGAUGACAAGAAAUCAGGAUAUCUUACUGAAGGAGAACGUAUAUAUUCUAUUACUAGACAAAUUACCACUAAUUAUUUUAAGAAAUUGUAUCAAAAAUAUUUUCCAAAUUACAACGUAUCCUGCAUCCAACAAAAUUAGUUAUGAAGUGAUAAGUAGAGGUUUACAAUAUAGCUGUAGGGAUUUUGCCUUUGGUGGUGUCAGUAAGAACUCGCUGACCCUAAUGUUUCAAGAUUUAGAUAUUUUUAAUGUGGAGAAUGUUUUAAUUACAUUAAUAACAUAUAAUUUGUUAAAGGGGAAUUGUUUUCCGAUGAAUAAAGUAAUGGUUACUAUGAAAAACGUUUCUAUAAAUGAAAUAUUCCCACCUAUUAACGAAAAAAUUUUGGUAAAAUUUCCCGUGGCUAAUGGUGAUGAAAAAGAUUCGUGGCUUUAUCAAUUGUAG